This is a messenger RNA of Dendroctonus ponderosae (mountain pine beetle), 1297 nucleotides long. Its product is annotated as calaxin. The transcript has 5 exons. The record is from RefSeq and is a predicted model, not a curated record. Gene Ontology annotation, molecular function: calcium ion binding. Bases 334 to 939 code for a protein of 201 amino acids. Lineage: Eukaryota; Metazoa; Arthropoda; Insecta; Coleoptera; Curculionidae.
GAUAUAUAAACUAUCGCUCGUAAAGUCAAUACUUGCGUUUUCUCAGUGUAAAAAUGUAGGUCGGUUGUCGGACUAAAAAUCGCGUUUUAUUUACGGCUCUUGCAAAACAAAAUGUCGAAUGUACGAAUAUUGGAGUAGUAAUUACGUAAUUACACGUCAGUGUACUGACGAAGUCAACACAUUAAACGGGAUCAUGCCCCUUCGUUUAAACCAAGAAAUGCGUAAAAUUAAAGGUUACUAAGCAACUUGCCACACUUAUUUAGUCAAUAAUCCCAAAGCUUUCCUAUUAUAGUCCUAGAACGAAACAUUGUUUGAAAUUUGAAUCAGAUCAGGAUGGCUGCUCUAUUGCUGCCCAAUACGACUGCGCGCCUGAGCGUACGCCAGGGCGCCCUAGCGCUGAGGGGCAUUGGACGAUUUAUUCAUCGUGUCCGCACAUCUCAUCAAUCAACACAAACUACGCUCGCACUGACCAACACUAGAAGAAUGGGUGAGAAAGAUAUCUACAAAUGCACUCCUAAGAUAAUGGAUAGGCUGAGGAGUAACACGUUGUUUAGUCGUACUGAAAUUGAAGCCCUUUACAAAAUCUUCAAGAAGCUGGUCACAUUCAAUAAAUCUUCGUGCAGGACUAUCAAUGACAAAGUUUCCACGUCAAUGAGCACCAACCCAUCGGCUGCUUCGGAGGGAAUCAACAGAACGGUUUUCCGCGAAGUGCUGCACAACACCUUCGACAUCGUGACUGAAAACAUGCUGAUGGACCGGAUUUUCUGCGUCUGGGAUCGGCUGAAUAGCGGCUUGAUCACUCUAGACCACUGGAUCCUAGGGAUGUCCUUGUUCCUGAAAGGCAAUCUUCCGAAACAGAUCGACUACUGCUUCGCCGUCUACGAUCUGAACGGCGAUGGAUUUAUCACUAAAGAUGAAAUGUUUCAGCUCCUAAGAUGAUCAGGGUCCAACGGCUUUAAUUUUCUCGUCGGGACAAGAGCUACGUAUGCAGGAUCCGCCUCCAGAGCAUUAUUCAUACCAAGAAACGCCACAGCCUUCGGACACGUUCCAAAAAAGAAAAAAAGUUAAAGGUCUUGAAAUGAUUGAGACUUUUAUGUCCUAUUUGCAGGCCAAAAAGGCCAGACUUACGAAGAACGAUGCAGAGAGUACAAAGUCCUCUAACGAACUUUGUCUCCUAAGUUUAUUGGAGGAUAUGAAUAAUUUUGCUAAAGCUAAAGUGCGUCAAUUUGAAAGGUCAGUGUUGGAUACGCUGAACACCCUCUUAGAUGACGAUGAAUAAAAAUGUUUUGCCAGUCAA